Zasmidium cellare ATCC 36951 is the source of this 1044-nucleotide messenger RNA. RefSeq lists its product as uncharacterized. The transcript has 5 exons. NCBI's taxonomy places the organism in Eukaryota, Fungi, Ascomycota, Dothideomycetes, Mycosphaerellales, Mycosphaerellaceae. Gene Ontology annotation, molecular function: hydrolase activity. The coding region runs from base 1 to 1044 and encodes 347 amino acids. The record is from RefSeq and is a predicted model, not a curated record.
AUGGUGGCCAACGUGCCGAAGCUGUCCGUCAAGGACGUCCAAUCCCAGAAACGAUACACCGAAGUAAACGGACGGAAAUGGUACUACAUCGACUCCCCACCCAGCACCACCUCCCAAAAAGGCACCAUCGUCCUCGUCCACGGCUUCCCAGACAUCUCCUUCGGCUGGCGGUACCAAAUCCCCCUCCUGAACCGCCUCGGGUUCCGCACCAUAGCCCUCGACAGCAUGGGCUACAGCGACACAGGCUACAGCGACACAGGCACCUCCCCCAACCUCUCCCUCUUCGGCUUCAAAUCCCACGCCGAUGCCAUCGCCGGAAUCGCCAAAGCCAUCGGCGCGCAUAAAAUCAUCAUCGGCGGCCACGACUGGGGCGGUGCGGUGGUGUACCGCGUCGCGCAGUGGUAUCCCGACCUUGUGACGCAUGUGUUUACGGUUUGCACGCCUUAUACGCCGCCGGUGGACAGGUAUAUCUCCACCGAGCAGUUGUCGAAGACGACGUUGCCGCAGUUUGGCUACCAGCUGCAGUUUGGGAGUGAGGACGGGAAGAUCGAGAGGGUGGUGAAGGAUGAGAAGACGAUGCGGAAGUUUUUGUUGGGAAUGUAUGGCGGGAGGCCGAGUAGUGGGAAGAAGUUCAUGUCACCAAUCACGGGAAUCGAUCUCAAGCAGGUGGAGGAGGGCGAGUUCAAGAUGACGCCGUUGUUUGAUCAAGAAGAGUUCGAUUUUUACGUCCAGGAAUUCCUCAAAAACGGCAUCAGCGGACCGUGCAAUUGGUACCGCACCAGGAAAGUCAACUGGGAGGAAGAACUGUCUCUCCCGGCAGCCAGCAAAACAAUCGUCAAGCAGCCGACUCUGUACGUCCUCGCGACGAAAGAUGAAGUCCUCACUCGGAAGAUGAGCAAGCACAUGGAGAAGGCGGUGCCGAACUUGACCAGAGGUGAAGUUCCCGCGGGCCACUGGGCUCUAUGGCAGACGCCUGAGCAGGUGAAUGGGAUCUUGAAAGACUGGAUCCAAGGGGUGGUGUUGGGUGGGAAGAGUAAGCUGUAG